Olea europaea var. sylvestris is the source of this 2557-nucleotide messenger RNA. RefSeq names its product fanconi-associated nuclease 1 homolog. Gene Ontology annotation, cellular component: nucleus. The transcript is spliced from 14 exons. Gene Ontology annotation, biological process: interstrand cross-link repair. Gene Ontology annotation, molecular function: hydrolase activity, acting on acid anhydrides, in phosphorus-containing anhydrides; 5'-flap endonuclease activity; flap-structured DNA binding. Lineage: Eukaryota; Viridiplantae; Streptophyta; Magnoliopsida; Lamiales; Oleaceae. The coding region runs from base 55 to 2493 and encodes 812 amino acids. The record is from RefSeq and is a predicted model, not a curated record.
CCCGCGUCUACAUAUAUCCGCCAUUUUAGGGCUUAAACAAAAAGAGGCGACAAUAUGUUGAAAGGACGCGAAAGCCUGAUCAGAUUGAUCGGCAAACGACGACGUUUUCUACCCCACCGGCACUUCUUCCUCUCAGUCUCCGCUCCGACUCCACAGAAUUUUUCGAAUCAAUGUAAGGAAAAUGAAAGCGAGAUGAAAUAUUCAGUGGAGAAAUCUCAGGACAGUGACUCGGUGGAAUCGGUGAAUUGUCCUGUUUGUGGAGCACAGCUUCCUGGACAAGAUAACAGCUUAAUUAAUUCUCAUUUGGAUGAGUGCCUAUCUAGAGGAAAGAAACGUAAAUUGAGUCAGCGCACAUUUAUGCAGUUAGACUUCUUGAGACCCAAAGUUAAAUUUCAUUCUAUUCAACCAGAUGACAAUGGAAAUCAAGAUAUUCUAACUGAUCCUAGCAAGAGGUGUUGCGACACAAUUCGUCACUUGAAUGCUUCACAUGAUUUUGAAGAGGAUGAUAAUUAUCAAAACAAUGCUUCUAUAGAUUCUGUCACUUUGCAAAGUGAUCAAUUAGCAAGUUGUAUGGACAGCCCUCUCAUUGAUGACUCAACUAACUAUAAAUGUGUUUCACUGUCGCUGUCUUUGGAGAAUGAGAUGCCUAACUAUGUUAUGGAGAAACCUGUUGAGGACUGUGACAUAUCUAAGGUGUUUCUUCAUACAUUCAUCGUUGGUCGUAAGUUUAGUAGUGUAGAGGAGUUAGAUCCUGGGUCAACAAUACGUCUCUCCAGAGAACCUGAGAAUGUUAAGGAUCCAAAUGCUGUCAAGGUCCUUUAUACUGAUUCUGCAUAUGAUACUGCUCUGGGUUAUUUACCACGGGAGUUAGCUCAAUAUCUUUCUCCUUUGAUGGAAAUGUUCAACUUGAGCUUUGAGGGCAACAUAACUUCUAUACCUAAAGACUCUCGUGCCAUUAUCCCAAUUCAGAUUGAAUGUAAAGAUGAGCUAUCGUGUGAUGAAAAAUAUUGCAAAAAUAUUCAAGUUUUUAAUUCCUUGUGGGGACAUGCUCUGCGCGUAGUUGAGCUUGCAAAGACUAGUCCUUUGGGGAUGACCAGGUAUCAGCAUAACCUUGUACUGUUAAUACAAGAUGUUUUAAAGAGGAAUUCUCAUCUUUUUACCACUGGCGAGAAAUCUUUCCUAGCAUUUGUCUCCCUUUCGGAUGAUAGUCAGAGACUCUUUGCACGUCUUUAUACACGAAAAGGUCCGUGGUUUAGGAUGUCCAAUAUUUCAUACCCUGAGAUUUCCGACUGCAACCAAGCUAUAAUGAGACUAUCUGAAACAGGGUACAUAUGUUCCUUCAUGUUGAGGGAUGAACUAGAAGAUGAUGACUUAGAGGGAGUCUUGAAUUUACUUAACAUUGAUGAGCUGCGGGAAGCUUUGCGUAUGCUUAACAAGAAAUGCAAGCAUGGUACGCGAAAACAAGACAUCAUCGAUUUGCUUCUAUCUUCAUGCAAGGAUGGUUCACGCUCGAGGGUUGUAAGUUUUGUUCUAUCAAAAACUGGAUCCUGUGUUCGAAUAUCUACAUUAGCCGAAUCACUAAUUUGGCGCGCUGAGAGGCUUUUCUUUCUUAAUGGAGAGCAGGAUCUAUCGUCGUUUUUACUUGUGGACUUGGGCAUCGUGAAAUAUCCUUCUUACAAUUGUAUAUUAUCAGAACAAACUUUUCCAACUAGGAGUGACUUGCUUUCAUAUGAAGAGGCUAUCGAGAUUGCGCAGAUUAUGGAUGAAUCGCUUGAUGACAACAAUACUGAGUUGGUUUUAAAAUGCAUUGAUAUUUCUGAUUCACGUCUGUCCAUUUCUGUGGAGGAAUCUAGAUCAUUGGCCUGUGGAUCAUCGGUGACAUUUUUAUCAUGCUUUUCUGUCUCAUGGGUCUAUUCUAAAGUGGUCUUACUAGGUGUUUCCUUUCUUGAGCGUGAGAAGAGGUACAGUGAUGCCAUCAAUCUUCUCAAACGACUGCUACAUAAUUUCCUUUCUGAUGGAAGAAGGGGAUAUUGGACUCUGAGACUUUCUGUUGAUUUGGAACAUCUGGGAUGUCCUGAUGAGAGCCUUCGAGUUGCGGAAGAUGGCUUACACGAUCCAUGGGUUCGUGCGGGAUCAAGAGUAGCCUUGCAGAGGCGGGUACUGCGGUUGGGGAGACCACCAAGGCGCUGGAAAAUACCCAAUUAUUCAAAGUCUGUUAACAGGAAAAUUCCUGAGGUUCAUGCUCAAGGGAGACCGCUGAAUUCUAAACUGGGGGCAAAAAGCAUAUUUUAUGGUGAAGAUGGAGAACAGUGCAGUGUAGAACAGCUUGCUUUGCAGUAUUAUGCAGGAGAAGGAGGUGAUUGGCAGGGUGUACAUACAGAGAGUGGCAUUUGGUUAACAAUAUUUGGAAUCUUGAUGUGGGAUAUUAUAUUUGCUGAUGUUCCAAAUGUCUUCUGCACCAAAUUUCAGGUAUAUUUAUGUGAACUGUUUUAGUUAGCCCUGUCACUGGAACCUAAAAAGUUAAAGAGGAACUAACUUUGUAGGGGACGUCAAUUGU